AUGGGGAUUCCGACUGGCGGUUUGGGGCUCAUCAUUCUUGGCUCAGUUCUACAGUUGAAGUUCGUCGGAGUGCUUGACAUAUUAGGUGAUGAACGGUUAGCAACGCCGGUAAUAUUGCUGGCAUUCGGAUCGCUUUGUACUCUGUUGGGAUUUCUUGGAUGUUGCGGUGCAAUCCGAGAAAACUACUGUCUUACCGUAUCUUUCGCCGUAUUGUUAGCAUUAGUUAUCAUGAUCGAAACAGCAGCAGUGAUCACAGCCUACGCAUUGCAUGAAGACCUGAGGACUGGACUGUCAACCCAAUUACAGGCAAGAGACAAAGGAGGGCGAUUUUUCAUGCUAAUCACAGGACGAUCUCUAUGUAUGUUUCAGAUGGGCCUCUCACGUUAUAAUCGCAGUAGUGGCGUUCAAAUGGCAUGGGACCAGACACAACAAACGUUGUCAUGCUGUGGUGUGGCUAAUUCAAGCGAUUGGUCAGCUUUGGGAGCAAUCCCUGAUUCCUGCUGCAUCGAACCGGUGACCGGCUGUGCCAAAGAACUCGCACCACUUCAUUCAAGUGGAUGUAUGGACAAAGUGGAAAACUGGAUCCUGAUCAAUGCGGCCCUUGUCGGCAGUGCUUCGGCUGUACUGGCCGGUCUUCAAGUCGUCGGAGUCUGUUUUGCAUGUUGCCUAUCGAAGAGCAUUCUAAAAGACUUCCAUGAUUUCUACUACUGA
Haemonchus placei is the source of this 711-nucleotide messenger RNA. The record is from the annotation of a GenBank genome assembly. Lineage: Eukaryota; Metazoa; Nematoda; Chromadorea; Rhabditida; Trichostrongylidae.